UAUAAAUGUAGUGAUGUACUAAGGUAAUUAUAAUUUGGUAAUUAAUCCUUGUCAUAAAGCAAACAUUCGGAAACACCCAUUGAAAACUAUUUAACACGCUUUUUCAUUAGAAAAAGUAGGUAACUAUGUCGCGCCAAGUCGACUCAUAUAUUUCUAAGCUUUUGGAUGGCCAAGGUUUAGAAGGCGAUGAGAAUGAUUUUUGUGACUUUACCAUAGCGGAUCAAAAUUCUGUUGCUGAAUCUCAAGGUAUAACACCAACAACACCUUCAAACUUUAAACCAGUGCUUGGAGGUAAUGUAACAUACGUUGUCGCCUGUGUGAUUAUUAAUGACCGUGAGGAAUUACUUUUAAUGCAAGAGGCGAAAGAAAGUUGUGCUGGAAAAUGGUAUCUUCCUGCAGGCAGAAUGGAGAAAGGUGAGACAAUCGAACAAGCUGCUGCUAGAGAAGUGCUGGAAGAAACUGGGUUGCACUUUAAAGCUGAUACCUUAUUAGUGGUUGAAACAGCAGGUGGCACUUGGUUUAGAUUUGUAUUAACAGGCAAAAUUAUUGGAGGUGAACUUAAAACUCCUGCUAAGGCAGACAAAGAAUCUUUACAAGCAAAGUGGAUUUUCAAUUUACAAGAAAUAUCAUUAAGAGCAAAUGAUAUAUUGCAUCUCAUUGACAAAGCCAAAUUGUACAAACAAAGUCAUCCAGGAGUGUCAUGGCAUAAAAACAUUCUGCCAGCACCAGUUCCACAUGUAAAAGAUCUGAUGAGAUUGAUAGUAUUAAUAAAAAAGAGAAGUACAAAUAGAUUACAUGUACUGUUGAGUGAGAAAACAACAUUGCAUUUUCCCACAUGCGAAAUAAAUCCAGCAAAAAGUAUGCACUCAACUUUACGAAGAUUUAUGGUAGAGAUGUUUGGUGCUGAUGUUGCUCAACACAGACCCUUAGGCCUCCUUAAUGUCGAAGCUGAUCCAUCAGCAGAUGGUUGUUGUUUAUCAUUGCUAGUAGUUUUCAGGCCUCCCUUGGAGGAAGUACCUUUGAUUGGUAAAUGUGCUUGGCAUGAAUUAUCUGAAGAUAUCCACAAAGAGCUCCUACCGAUUGUAUUUUCUAAAAACUCAACAAUUGAGUUGCAUGUUGUGCGUUAAACCUUUAAUACAUCUAUAUUAAUUUAACAUUGCCAUUGAAGAGGAGACUCAAAUAUUAAAUUUAGACUUAGACUCUCUUGUUAUCUCUUUUAAAGUGUAACCAUUUAUACCUGAAUCAUGUAAUCUCACUAAUAUUUUAUACUAGUGUGUAACACUAUUGUUAACUUUUAUGUACUAACCUGAACAAUUACAUUCCAAUUUUAUGUAAUCAAAAAGAUUUUUGGUGAAGGUGUAUUUAUUUUUUAUAUUGUAACAUAGCAUUAUGUUUAUUAUAUUUGACUAAACUAAGAUUAUUAUGACUUACAGUACUUUGGCCUAGUUACUUAAUUAAUUUGAAUGUUGGAAAAGUAUUAUGUUUAAUAAAUAAUAAAACAUUUUAAAAUGAUUGUUGAACAAAAUAAUUAUUAAUUUAUAUUUGAAAUUGAGAAGAAUCAUAAGUUGUAACUUUUAUGACUAGAGGUAAUACUUUAAGUAUUAUUCAUCUCACAAUUGUACCUUCUGUAAUUUAUUAUGUAAAUAGAUUUAAUAAUAAAUAAUAUGUUCUU
Molecule: messenger RNA, 1672 nt
Organism: Vanessa tameamea
Lineage: Eukaryota; Metazoa; Arthropoda; Insecta; Lepidoptera; Nymphalidae
Product: 8-oxo-dGDP phosphatase NUDT18
Exons: 1
Coding region: 126-1127 (333 amino acids)
Molecular function (GO): 8-oxo-GDP phosphatase activity; 8-oxo-dGDP phosphatase activity; magnesium ion binding
Source: RefSeq, a predicted model, not a curated record